Ambispora leptoticha is the source of this 961-nucleotide messenger RNA. Lineage: Eukaryota; Fungi; Glomeromycota; Glomeromycetes; Archaeosporales; Ambisporaceae. The record is from the annotation of a GenBank genome assembly.
AUGGGGGAUGGUCCAUGUGGACCAAACACGGAAAUAUAUUUUGAUUUUCAUGGCGAAAGAGAACUACCUAAAAAUAUUGAGGAACUGGAUAAUAAAAGGUUUAUUGAAAUUUGUAAUAUUGUUUUUCCCGAGUUUUAUCAUAAAGGGGAGGAGUAUUUGCCUUUGGCCGAAAAGUGUGUGGAUACGGGUGCUGGAUUAGAACGAAUUGCGAUGCAAAGUCGUUCUGACAAACUUUCUCAAAAAACCGAAUAUCAAAAAUAUUUAGAGGAAUUGGAAGACCCUAAUUAUCAGGGAGGUUCAUGGGCUUUACCGGAAAAUCCGAUCCCUUUGGAGCAGGCUAAAUAUGAGAUUUGCCAAAAACCAACCCAAAGAAAGGCCAAAAAAACCUCCGAAAAAAAGGAGAUGAAAACCAAGAAGGUCACUAAGAAAGAAGACAAAAAACGAGAUAAAAAGAUUUCCGCUAGUAAAUUAGAUCCAGGAACCAAAGGAGUAGAGUUAGAAAUCAAAACUGAUUUUCGUAUGUCCUCGCUUUGCUCUCUUUUAGAAAAAGCCGCCGGUGGUCCUAUAACUGAUGCUCCUUUUGAAAAAAUUGCUUUUGUUUUUUUUAAAGGUGAUGCCGAAAAGGCUUGUUAUGACGCUCUUUUGGAUAGUAAAAACCAAACUUUUGAGUUAAGUUUUGAUAAAGAAAAAGUCUGGUUAAAUGUGGAUGGUUUUGUGGACCUAAUUGAUAAAACCAAGCCCGAAAUCCAUAUGCAACCAGGAAAUAAAAGUCUAGAAAUUAAUAAUUUAAAAACGGAAUUGGACCAAGCCAAGGACAACCAAGAAAAAUUACAAAAGGCGAUUGAAAAAAUUGAAAAGUUAAAUCAAGAUGUUUUAGAUAAAAAUAAAGAUUUAGAAAAUAGUUUAAAAGAAGCCAAAAAGCGAUUAAAUGAUUUAAAAAGACAAACUUCUUCUGAUAAAG